UUUGAAAAGUCGCUUGGUACCACUAUGAAUGUAUCCUGCUUCUGAGAUCCAGGCUGAUCUAUCACUGAGAGAAGGGCUCUUCCCAUUUAGCCUGAAUCUGAUCCUCAUGCUUCUUUGGAUAUCACUGUUGAUUCUUGUAUCUGUCGAUAGACAAGCAUCUGCUGCAAAGAAAGUUGUGGUAAUACCAAGUCCUCCAUGGACCCCUGUUUUCAAAGGGGAGAAGGUGACUCUGACCUGCAAUGGACCCCAUUUGUUAGAUCCAAAGAAAUUGUGGUGGUUCUACGAGAAUGAAUGGCAGAAGAGUUCAAAUCCUCUUGAAGUCACAAAAGCUGGAGAGUACAGAUGUGAAAUGGACUCAUCCAUUAGUGAUCCUGUGCACCUGAUAUUUUCUAAUAAUGAGCUGGUUCUUCAAAUUCCAUACUAUGUGUUUGAAGGAGAUGAAUUGCUCCUGAGAUGCCAAGGACGGAAUGAUGUAAAAUUCACAGAUAUUUCAUAUUUUAAAGAUAAAAAGGCCCUUCGUUCUGUCAGAGAAAAUUCAGUGCUCUCAAUCUCUCAUGUAAAUUCAGAUCACAGUGGUCUGUAUUAUUGCAAGGCCACGAAGAACAGAUGGUAUCAGUACACGUCAGAAGAGGUAAAGCUCCACGUCCAAGAAUUGUUUCCACCCCCUAAGCUGAAAACCACAACCUCCCAGCCCAUCGAGGGGACCCCAGUGACCCUGAGUUGUGAGACCCAGCUCCCUCCACAGAGGUCAGACACCAAGCUGCACUUCUCCUUCUUCAGAGAUGACAGAGUCAUUGUAUCAGGCUGGAAGGAGUCUCAGGAGCUCCAGAUCCCAGCCAUCUGGAGGGAAGACUCAGGGUCAUACUGGUGUGAGACAAAAGCAGUGACUCAGAAUAUUCAGAAACAGAGUGACCACAUGAAGAUCAGUGUGAAAAGAAUCCCUGUCUCUGGCAUCCUCCUGGAGAUCCAACCCCCAAGGACACAGGUGAUUGAAGGAGAGAAACUGGUCCUCACCUGCUCAGUAGCUGAAGGCACAGGAAAUAUUACAUUUUGCUGGCACAAAAAUGCCACCAAAGAUUGUCUAAGAAAGAAGACACAGUCUUCAUUGAAGGAAGAGUUUAUGUUCUCUACUAUAAAGAAGAGUGAUGAAGGGAGUUAUCAGUGUGCCGCCGACAAUAACAUCAACACCAUAUUCAGCAGGACAGUGGUUAUCACUGUGAUGAUUCCAGUGUCUCGUCCUUUUCUCACCCUCAGUGCAGUUGGGAUGCAAGCUGUUGUGGGGGAAGUGUUGGAGUUUCGAUGUGAAGUCCUCAAAGGUUCUGCUCCAGUCUUUUAUCAGUUUUAUCAUAAGGGUUUAGUCUUGAAGACAAUCUUGGCCCCAUUUGGAGAUGCAGCAUUCUUUAACCUCUCUGUGACAACUGAGCAUUCUGGGAAUUAUUCCUGUGAGGUCAACAACAGCUUCAGUAGCCAGUUCAGUGAGACGCUGGAACUCUCUGUCUUGGACCCAGCAGAAAGGAGCCUACUCAUCAUAGGAGUCACUGCGGCUUUGCUCAGCAUCUUGGGUCUUGCUGCUGUUGCCCUUCUGGUUUACUUCAAGCUCAAGAAGAAGUCAGGAGGAAGUCUUGUCCCUGAGCCUUCCAGGGACCAACCUAUCACAGACACCCAAGAAUCUGGCCACUCAAAGUCAAUCCCCCCAGUGGAGCUGCAGCCAAUAUAUGACAAUGUGACUCCAUUCAUUGAAGAUGUGAUCUAUUCUGAAGUAUGGGAUAUGAAUCAGGGAAAAACAAACAGAGCAGACAUCUCAGAGACCCUUCCAGAGGACAAGGACUCUUCAGUGAUGUAUUCUGAGGUGAAGACACAUAGACCUGAUAAUAGGUCCAUGGAUAGGGACCAUGAAGAUGAUACAGAAAAUUAUGAAAAUGUCCUGCUCUCCUUUGAGUUGCUGUUUUCUAUUGCUUGGAGAAUCUCCCUCCUACUACCCCUCAUGCAGCUGUGGGCAUUGCUAUUGAUCCUUGGUUUGGUCAGCGCACAAGCUUCCAUUGCAAAGAAAGCCGUGGUGCAUCUCAACCCUCCAUGGAUCACUAUCUUCAAAGGGGAAAAAGUGACUCUGACUUGCCAUGGAUUCAACUCCUCCAAACUAGGGACAACAUGGUGGUAUGAAAACCAACAAUUGCAAGACAGUUGGUCUACAAACAGCAUUGAGACUAAUCAAGCUGGAGAAUACAGAUGCCAGACCCAGGAUUCAGCCCUCAGUGACCCUGUGAACCUGGUAGUUUCUUCUGAUUCACUGAUUCUGCAGACUCCAUAUUCUGUAUUUGAAGGAGACACAUUGACCCUGAGAUGCCGAGGAAAGCAUAAGAAAAUCAAAGACGUGGCAUACUAUAAAGAUGAAAAGAAAUUGUAUUAUUUCCUUGAAAACUCUGAUCUCUCCAUCUCCAUCCCACAAGUUGGCUUAAGUUAUAGUGGCAACUAUCACUGCACAGGGGAUUUGAUAUAUAUCUUGGUUCCUUGGGGAAAAAUGUCAAGAAAAGUGCAGCUCCAAGUCCAAGAACUGUUUCCAUCUCCUGAGCUGAAAAUCACAACCUCCCAGCCCACCGAGGGGACCCCGGUGACCCUGAGUUGUGACACCCAACUCCCUCCACAAAGGUCAGACACCAAGCUGCACUUCUCCUUCUUCAGAGAUGAUGGAGUCAUUGUAUCAGGUUGGAAGGAGUCUCAGGAGCUCCAGAUCCCAGUUGUCUGGAGGGAAGACUCAGGGUCAUACUGGUGUGAGGCAAAAGCAGUGACUCAGAAUAUUCAGAAACAGAGCAACCACGUGAAGAUCAGUGUGAAAAGAAUCCCCAUCUCUGGCAUUCUCAUGGAGACCCAGCCUUCCGGGGGGCAGGUGACUGAAGGAGAGAAGCUGGUCCUCAUCUGCUCAGUAGCUCAGGGCACAGGGAACAUCACAUUCUCCUGGCACAGAGAGGGCAUUAAGGCAAGUCUGGGAGAGAAGACUCGAUGUUCUCUGAAGGAGAAGUUUGUGCUUUCUGCUGUGAAUGAGACUGAUGCAGGGAAGUAUUACUGUACUGCUAACAAUGGCAUCAGCACUACCAGCAGCCUGAGGGUGAAUGUCACCGUGGAAAUUCCAGUGUCUCAGCCACUCUUCAACAUCAGUGCACUUGGUGCACAGGCCGCUGUGGGGGAUGUGGUGGCGUUUCACUGUCAAGCCCUCAGAGGUUCUUUUCCAAUUCAGUAUCAACUUUAUCACGAGAAGGAAAUCCUUGAGAACAAAAUGGCCUCCUCUGGAGUUGCAGUUUCCUUCAACCUCACCAUGACAACUAGGCAUUCUGGGAAGUACUUCUGCAGGGCCAACAACAGUUUCAGUUGCCAGUUCAGCGAAAUUCUGACACUCUCCAUCUCAGUUCCUAUCAGAAGUCAGAAGAACAUGGCCACUGUGGGAAUCACUGUUUCCCUGAUCAGCAUCUUUAUCUUCAUUAUUGUCGCUCCUGUGUUUUACUUCAAACUCCGGAGAAAAUCAGGAAGAAGCUCUGUUCCCAGCCCAUACAGGGCCUCUCCCAUCUCGAACCUUCAAGAACCUGUUUACUCAAAUUCAUCUGCCCAAAUGGAGUCAAUAUAUGUGAAUUCUGUAAUUAAGGACACAGUUUAUUCUGAGCUCUGGAGCACCGAGCAGGGAAAAGCAAGUAAACUAAAUCCUGUAGUUGGAGAUGUGGUUUAUUCUGAGAUCUCUUCCAAAGAACAUGGAAAAGAAGCAAACAACGCAAAGAACCCUCCCGAGGACAAGAUAGCCACCUGUCCUCUGAGAAACUGCUUCCAAACCUUUGUCCUCAUGUACACAUUUCUGUUUCAAAGAUCAGAGGCAAACCUGUUUGCUACUGAAAGAACAUUUCCUUCCCAAUCUCACUUGGACCUUUUCCUCAUGCUCCUGUGGGUACCGUUGCUGGUAAUUGCUCCUGUCUGUGGACAAUCUGAUGAGCUCAUUUUACAAGCCUCAUAUCCUGUGUUUGAAGGAGACUCACUGGUUCUAAGAUGCCUCGAAAAGGAGAGAAAAAAACUUACUGAAGUGACAUUUUAUAAGAAUCAAAUGGCUCUUACUAGUUUUAAAAAAUACUCAGAUUUCUCUAUCCCAAAAGCAACUUUAAAUGAUAGUGGCCAGUAUCACUGCAGUGCAAAGAAGUCAUCAAUUUGGUCAUGGCUGGCAAGCAAAAUGGAAACAAGAACAGUAACAAUCCAAGUCCAAGAGUUGUUUUCAGUUCCCAUACUGAGAAGUACAACUUUACAGCCCUCAGAGGGGACCCCCGUGACUCUAAGUUGUGAGACCCAGCUCCGUCCAGAGAAAGCAGAUACCCAGCUACAUUUCUCCUUCUUUAGAGACGGCAGAAUCAUCUUGUCAGGCCAGAAAAGAACCCCAAAACUCCAGUUCACCAAAGUCUGGCAGGAAGACUCCGGGUCUUAUCUCUGUGAGGCAAAAACAGUAACAUCUGGGAUCUGGAAAAGGAGUCAUCCAGUUAGGAUCGAAGUGAGGAGAGUGCCUGUCUCUGGAAUCCAUCUGGAGACCCAGCCCCCUGGAGGGCAAGUGACAGAAGGGAAAACGCUGCUCCUCCUCUGUUCAGUAGCCAGAGGCACAGGUGACAUCACAUUCUCUUGGCACAAGGAGGGCCCUGAAGCAAUCCUGAAGAAGAAAACUCAGAGGUCACUAGUGGCAGAGUUUAAAAUAUUGGCUAUGAGAGAGAGUGAAGCUGGGAAAUAUUACUGUGCAGCUGACAAUACCAACAGUCCACUACGGAGUAGACCAGUGAGCAUCUCUGUGAAAAUUCCAGUCUCUCCUCCUCUCCUCACCUUCAGCGUCCCUGAGACACAGAUGUUUGUGGGGAAGGUUGUGGAGCUGCAAUGUGACUGUCAGAGAGGAUCAGCCCCAAUCCUAUAUCGAUUUUAUCACGAGGGUAAAGUCAUGAAAAACAGCUCAGCCCCUUUUGGAGGUGCAGCAUCCUUCAACCUAUCCCUGACUGAACAACAUGCUGGGAAUUACUUCUGUGAAGCUGACAAUGGUAUAGCCAUGCAGUCCAGUAAGGUGCUGACACUCUCAGUGAGAGUUCCAGUGUCCCGUCCUCUCCUUACCAUCAGGAAGGCCACCGGAAGGGACAUGGUAGAACUUCGAUGUGAAGCUAAGACAGGCACAACACCGAUCCUCUAUCGGUUUUUUCACCAGGAUAUAAUCCUAGGGAGUGGUUGGGCCUGCUUGGGAGAAGCUGCCUUUCUCAACCUCUCUCUGACAGCUGAGGAUUAUGGGAUCUACUCUUGUGACGCUGACAAUGGCAUUGGUCCCCAGCUCAGUGAAGGGGUGAAACUCCCUGUCACAGGGAAACAAAGGGGCCUGCUUGCUGGAGGAGUCAGCUUGGGCCUACUUGGAUUCCUGGGUCUCAUUGGUGUUGCUCUUCUGUUGUACUUCAGGACCCAGAGGAGAUCAGGACAAAGUUUUGCUCUUGUAUACUCCAGGAAUCCUGCCAUCCCAGGAUCCCAAGAACGUGCUGAAGUGGAGCUAGAGCCAACAUAUGUCAAUGACCCAGGUCAGCAGUCCAGAACACACAACACAGCAUUUGCAGACCUGGGACUUACAGUGAAUCCUGUCAUCAGGGAUGUGGUGUAUGCUGAGGUCUGGAGGUCGCAGCAAAAAGAAGAAGAUGCAGACGACCUCACAUCGAUGCUACCCACCCAGGAUUUCUCUGUUGUGUACUCUAAAGUGAAGGCAGAACAGCCUCUGGAGGAGAGAGUCAGGAUGACUGAGGCUACAGAUGGGACUCAGAAAGACAACAUCGGCAGCUAUGAGAAUGUCCAGCUUCAUUCCUGAGCCUGACAGCGUGUGCUCCCCAGGGAAGCCAAGAGCUUCUCAUCACUCUGAAUGGAUGUGGAAAUGGAAGGAAAGACAGUAGCGCAAGAAGACUUUUGGACUCCUGAAAAAUGAGGGGCCAAGUUGGAGGAGUUUUUCCUCCCAUGUCUCUGCUGCGAUCUAGACAACACAGAGACAACACUGAACUUCCUUCUCUCACUUUGAUGAAAUAAGUCUUCUAUCUCUCUCUUUGUGUUUAUUUCAUUUUAUUAUUUAUCAACAAAAAUAAUCAUCCACAUUUUUACAGAACUUAAAAAUUUUAUAAAGUACU
Vombatus ursinus (common wombat) is the source of this 6155-nucleotide messenger RNA. RefSeq lists its product as uncharacterized. Gene Ontology annotation, molecular function: transmembrane signaling receptor activity. Gene Ontology annotation, biological process: cell surface receptor signaling pathway. The coding region runs from base 29 to 5845 and encodes 1938 amino acids. The transcript has 39 exons. The record is from RefSeq and is a predicted model, not a curated record. Lineage: Eukaryota; Metazoa; Chordata; Mammalia; Diprotodontia; Vombatidae.